This is a messenger RNA of Galeopterus variegatus (Sunda flying lemur), 3329 nucleotides long. RefSeq names its product allograft inflammatory factor 1-like (gene AIF1L). Gene Ontology annotation, cellular component: ruffle membrane; actin filament. The record is from RefSeq and is a predicted model, not a curated record. Gene Ontology annotation, biological process: actin filament bundle assembly; ruffle assembly. Gene Ontology annotation, molecular function: actin filament binding; calcium ion binding. Lineage: Eukaryota; Metazoa; Chordata; Mammalia; Dermoptera; Cynocephalidae. The coding region runs from base 1 to 468 and encodes 155 amino acids. The transcript has 5 exons.
AUGGCCUCCAAGAUGGUGAUAUCCGCCCACCCCAAAAUUCUGCUGCAGUUCAUACAUAAAGACGAGCCUGGAGGGCCAGGAGCAAGAGUCCACCAGAAGGUGCUAGAGGAGUUUCUCUGUGACCAGAAGUACAGUGAUGAAGAGAACCUGCCAGAAAAGCUCGCAGCCUUCAAAGACAAGUACAUGGAGUUUGACCUGAACAAUGAAGGCGAGAUCGACCUGAUGUCAUUAAAGAGGAUGAUGGAGAAGCUUGGAGUCCCGAAGACCCACCUAGAGAUGAAGAAAAUGAUCUCGGAGGUGACAGGUGGGGUCAGUGACACCAUCUCCUACCGAGACUUUGUGAAUAUGAUGCUGGGGAAACGGUCGGCUGUGCUGAAGCUAGUCAUGAUGUUUGAAGGAAAAGCCAAUGAAAGCAGCCCCAAGCCAGUUGGCCCCCCUCCAGAGAGAGACAUUGCUAGCCUGCCCUGAGGACCUCUGCCUGGACCUCCCUGGCCUCCCCACCCCUGCUCCUCCCUCCUGAUCUGCCCUUCCUGACUCAUUGCGAUUUGUCUUGUUUGUUUGGUUGUUGUGGGUUUGUUUUUUCUCAUCGGCAGAAUCAGUGAUCUCUUUGUAAAGCACAAAUUAUCUGCCUUAAAAGGGGUCUGGGUCAGGGAACCCUGAGCCUUGUGUCCCCUCCCUCUCUUCUUUCCUCCUUCCCCUGUCUUUGUGCAGAAGGGCUGACAUCAAACCAAAAACCAGAGGGGACGGGGCUGGGGCUGGAAGCCUGUGUUCCCUAUGCUUGCAGCCGGCACUGUCCAUCCUUCCAGGUCUCUGAGCUAAGUUCAGGCUUAUUGGCCUGGCCCUGGUGAGAAACCCAGUCUGCUUUCAGAAGACCUUGGAGUAGGGACAAGUCUUCAGGAUUUUCCCAGACAGCUCUGUGGUUUCAGUGCUGUUGGGUUGUACAGGACACAGCCACUCAGUGCCCCACUGCCCUAGCUGACCCCCCCUCAGUCCACACCUCUUCUCAUCCACAAUGAUGUGACAGCAGGCAGGAAGGAGAGGAGCUUGCCAAUUUGAGCCCUUCAAGAAGGUACCAGAAGGAGCCCUGUGGUCCUGCUCCCUGGCCACACCUUUACAGGCAGCUCAGAUGGAGGGCAGCCUCACUAUCCCUCGCUGGGGCAGCAAAGGGCUUCAGAUAUAGAGAUGAGGCCAGGGCCUUGGAGGAGGGUCAGCUCAGUGCAUUCCCACCUUUUGGGCAAAAGGAUGGGAGAAUGGGGAGUAAAAUGCUCAUGGCAAAAAGCACUGUUAAGCCAAGUGCUGAGAAAUAGGAGGUUGCCUUUCUGAUCCCAGUCUGCUUGAAACCUGGCUUUGCUUCCCUCCUUUGCCUUCCUAACCUACUCAUACCACUCAUUCAUUUAUUCAUCCACUUAUUCAUUCAACAGAUAUUUAUUGACCACCUAUUAUAAGCUUUAAGUCCUCCCACUUUGUCCUGACAUGUGCUGCGUCCACUGUCUCUCGGACUCAUCUCUCCCUUUCCAAAUCGCUCAAAACCUUGAGCUUGGGGAUUGGAUUGGAGUCACCUGUGUCCUUUCUGAUGGACUCACAGGAUUUUAGAGCCCUGUAGGUUAGCUAGGCCAGUCCUCUGAUUUCCCUGGUGAGGAAGCUGUUGUGGCCCACAGUGAUUAAGUGCCUUGCCCAAGGUCAAGGUGUUAAUCUGAAGAUGGCAGAACCUGAACUGGAACCCAGGUGUUCAGGUACCCUGCCAGUGCCUCAUCUCUGCUCUGGGCUGCCUUAGUCAGUGAUGAAAAGAGGGAAGGGGAGGGGAGCGGUAAUCUGCUUGGUCAACAGCACGGGAAGCCUUCACUCACUCUAAAGGCUGGGACUUGUCCUCCCCAGUGACUCCAAGCGUAGGGUAUAGGUUAGGCCUAGGCCUGGCUCUGCAGUUCUGCCUCCCCCGCAGCUUCUUGGCUGAGCCUCAAAGAACCGCUUCUCAGGACUCUCUCAGGAAGAUGUCAAACUCAGCCCCAUCUUGGCUGAGCAGACUGCACCUGUGUUCUGAUGUCCCUUUCACUGCCUGCUCAGGACUUAGAUGCAUUUACUUGCUGAACAUUCUUGUUAAGCACCUGCCAUAGGCCAAGAAUUAAGAACCCAGUAGUGAAAUGGACAGACUCAUGGAAUUUAGAGUCUAGUGGGAAGUCAGACCCAGACAAUGACAGUGAGAUGAAUGUUAGGAAGGUGGGGUGGGUAUGGGGGUGAAUGCCCUGCAGUCCUGGGGGAGCCUAGCUGGACCCAAGACUGGGCAAGGGUUUUGGAGAAGCCUUUCCAAACGUUAAGUGGAAAGAACUGGGCACUAUUGGAGGUUGGAGCCAUCUGGGCUCCCUGCAGCUCUUUAGUGAUCCAUGAUCAAGGACCUAAGGCGCUGCCUCUGCAGCAGCUUAAGGGAGUAAAACAGGUAGAGCAUGAGGAAAUGGCCAGGUUGGGUUAAUCUGCUGGUUUCAACUGGUUCAGGAGCAAGGUUAUUUGGCCAUGACUGGCUGGUCUCCAGCCUAAGGAGCUGCUUCAAAUGCACAGGCCUAGUUGAAGUUUAAACCCCAGCAAAACAUUCCUCCUUGUAAAUGUAAAAUCCUACUCCCAGUCCCCGCCCCCCCCUGCCUUGUUUUUUGGGGUUUUUUUGUUUUUGCUUUUCUUUUGUGUUUCUUUUCUUGAAAUCAUCAGAUUAGCAACUGCGUGUCCCCACUCCUUCCCACUGCCUCUCCUCUCUGGGACAAGUUGAGACCUUUGAGGAAGAUAAGGCCUACCGUAACUUCCCAUCAUAUUCAUGUGUCUGUUUCUCCCUUGGAGAGAAAAGCAGAACCCAUCAGGCUUAUUUAACUGGGUUCUACAGUUUACAAGACUGCAGGAAGCCUCAAAGGAGAAGAGCAAGCAGGUGUGUCCCCAGCUUCUGGAAAGAGGGUUCUCUCAUUGGAUUGGGGGUCUGUGGCCUGGGAAACUCCAUCAGUCCUCUUUCACCAUUUUUUGAAACUCAAACCCUUGGGGGAGAGGGUUUCAGGAGUGGUUCCUGGAAAUGGGGAUCUGCAUGUAUUUCAGGUUGUGGCUGUUCGCUCUAGGACUCUUAUUUCUCUGGUUCAAGGUUCAACUUCUUGGGACUUCGACUGUCUUCUUUCUGAAAGACCAAAUCUAACUAAUGUAACCACCAACAUGGGGACUGCCAAUAUGGCAUUGUCUCUAUGACUCAAAAGGCAAGAGUUUGUCGGGCAAAGUGGAUGAAGUUAUGUGUGUGCGUGUGUUUAUGGAGUGUGUGGGGGGUAGGAUACCAUCUGUACAGAUUGAAAAUAAACCAGACAAACUUA